Molecule: messenger RNA, 1951 nt
Organism: Brachypodium distachyon (stiff brome)
Lineage: Eukaryota; Viridiplantae; Streptophyta; Magnoliopsida; Poales; Poaceae
Product: cytochrome P450 710A1
Exons: 1
Coding region: 93-1622 (509 amino acids)
Biological process (GO): sterol metabolic process
Molecular function (GO): iron ion binding; monooxygenase activity; heme binding
Source: RefSeq, a predicted model, not a curated record
UAGUCUUAGUGUACAGGUUUGGAAGAAGAAGAGAGUUUGAGCCUUGAGCUCCACGACAACCUCUGGGAGCCACCCAGCCAGCAUUGGCCGCAAUGGUGGAGCUGCUGUCCGCCGGUUUCUCAGACCUGGCGCCGUUCCUGGCGGCGGCGGUGGCGCUCUACUUCCUGGCCGAGCAGCUCUCCUACCACCGCAAGAAGGGCCCCCUGCCAGGCCCUCCUCUCGUGGUGCCGUUCCUCGGCAGCGUGGCGCGCAUGGUCCGCGACCCGACCGGGUUCUGGGACGCGCAGGCGGCGCGGGCUCGCGAGUCCGGCGCCGGGCUCGCCGCCGACUUCCUCAUCGGCCGCUUCAUCGUCUUCAUCCGCGACUCGGAGCUGUCCCACCGCGUGUUCGCCAACGUCAGGCCCGACGCCUUCCACCUCAUCGGCCACCCGUUCGGGAAGAAGCUCUUCGGCGACCACAACCUCAUCUACAUGUUCGGCGAGGACCACAAGGACCUGCGCCGCCGGAUCGCGCCCAACUUCACCCCGCGCGCUCUCUCCACCUACGCCGCGCUCCAGCAGCGGGUCAUCCUCGCCCACCUCCGCAGGUGGCUCGACGAGCAGAGCAGCGCCGGCGCCGGGGCCAUGCCGAUGCCGAUCCGGGUGCCCUGCCGCGACAUGAACCUGGAGACCUCCCAGACGGUCUUCGUUGGGCCGUAUCUCACCGAAAAGGCGAGGGAGCGGUUCGCCAAGGACUACACGCUCUUCAACGUCGGCCUCAUGGCCAUGCCCGUGGACCUCCCCGGGUUUGCGUUCCGGCGCGCGAGGCUGGCCGUGGCCCGGCUGGUGCGCACGCUCGGCGCGUGCGCGCGGGCCAGCAAGGCGCGGAUGCGCGCCGGCGGGGAGCCCGAGUGCCUGGUGGACUACUGGAUGCAGGAGACGCUGCGCGAGGCCGACGAGGCCGCGGCGGCCGGGCGUGAGCCGCCGGCGCACACGGGCGACGAGGAGCUCGGGGGGUUCCUCUUCGACUUCCUCUUCGCCGCCCAGGACGCGUCCACCUCGUCCCUCUGCUGGGCGGUGUCCGCGCUCGACGCGCACCCGGACGUGCUCGCCCGCGUGCGCGCCGAGGUGGCCGCGGCCUGGUCGCCCGAGUCCUGCGAGCCCAUCACCGCCGAGAAGAUCCAAAACAUGAAGUACACGCAGGCGGUGGCGCGCGAGGUGAUCCGGCACCGGCCGCCGGCGACGCUGGUGCCGCACGUGGCCGGGGAAUCGUUCCAGCUGACGGAGUGGUACACGGUGCCCAAGGGCGCCAUCGUGUUCCCGUCGGUGUACGAGUCGUCGUUCCAGGGGUUCCCGGAGGCGGAGGCGUUCGAUCCGGACCGGUUCUUCUCGGAGGACCGCAGGGAGGACGUGGCCUACAGGCGCAACUUCCUGGCCUUCGGCGCCGGCGCGCACCAGUGCGUCGGGCAGCGGUACGCGCUCAACCACCUCGUGCUCUUCAUGGCGCUCUUCGUCUCCGUCGCCGACUUCCGCCGGGACCGGACGGAGGGCUGCGACGACCCCGUGUACAUGCCCACCAUCGUGCCCAGGGACGGCUGCGCCGUGUACCUCCAGCAGCGGUGCGCCAGAUUCCCGUCCUUCUGAUCUCGUCGCGUCUCCGUCUGUCUGUCUCUUUGUCCCCUUGCUCCCCCCAACGCUCCGUUUCGUGUUUUGUUUCUCUUUUCUCCUGUUAUCCGGUCGUGCCGUGCCGAUGUGAUGAUGAUUUGUAGGCACUGGUCAGCCGGUGCGUUGUUGUCCAGUGGGGGUUGGUCCAUUCAUCGAUUGUUUCGUUUGUUAUUGGUUUCGUAGACUGGCAGAAUACAAAUGGGUUUGGUUUGGUUGCUGUGGACUGUGGUGUACUGCAGGUAGUGUUAAAGUUAAACUGGUCAUACUCAUCAUAUCUGAAAUGGAAUUGCUCGAUUGGCUUGGGUCGA